Lepisosteus oculatus (spotted gar) is the source of this 4842-nucleotide messenger RNA. RefSeq names its product tonsoku-like, DNA repair protein (gene tonsl). Gene Ontology annotation, cellular component: nuclear replication fork. The record is from RefSeq and is a predicted model, not a curated record. Gene Ontology annotation, biological process: replication fork processing; double-strand break repair via homologous recombination. Gene Ontology annotation, molecular function: protein binding. NCBI's taxonomy places the organism in Eukaryota, Metazoa, Chordata, Actinopteri, Semionotiformes, Lepisosteidae.
UUGGUGGGGUGCGCGGUUUAUUGUGAAGAGAAAAUGGACAACAGAUACAGUCGGGUGAAGAAUUGUUUUUAAUUCUUUAAAGAUGACCUGUGUUGUCAUCUGUGAGGACUGACACACUGAAUAUAUUAAACGGAGACACACAGGGAGAUAACCAAGUAGGCCUUUAGCUGUUGGAGAUCGGAGCGCCUGGACAUCGGGUUGCCUGAGCGAGAUGAGCUUCUCUCGGGAGAUAAAGCAGCUGCAGAAAGCAAAGACUAAAGCACAGAGCACUAACAAUCUGAGAGAAGAGGCCAACCUGUGCAACCAGCUAGGAGAGUUGCUAGCUAAGAAUGGAGAUUUCCAGGCUGCCAUUGAGGAGCACCGGCAGGAGCUGGUGCUGUCAGAGGUUCUACAUGAUGUGAUUGGCUGUGCUGUUGCUAACAGAAAGAUUGGAGAGUGCUUUGCAGAGCUGGGCAACAUAGAGGCAGCACUGAAGCACCAGAGGCGCCACCUGUCUCUGGCUUGCUCAGUCAACGAUGCAGCAGAGGAGCAGAGGGCCCUUGCCACCAUAGGGCGGACCUUCCUGUACCGCUAUGAGUCUGACCAAUCACAGGACAGCUUACUGCAGGCGGAGGAAGCCUUUAAGAAGAGCUUGGCGAUCGUGGAUGAGCGGCUGGAGGGUGCGGUGCCUCCUCGAGAGCUCAGUGAGAUGCGAGCUCGGCUGUACCUGAACUUAGGCUUCGUCUACGAUGGGCUGAGGGACCCCCAGCGCUGUAAUGACUUCAUCCGCCGGAGCGUCUUCAUCGCAGAGAAGAAUCAGCUACUGGAGGAUCUGUACCGUGCCAACUUCAACCUGGGCAGCAUCCAUUUCCGCAAUGGGCAGCAUUCCCGUGCUGUGCGUUGCCUGGAGCAGGCCAAGGAGUGUGCUCGCAAGCUGAAGGACAAAUACUGUGAGGGCGAGUGUUAUCACAGCAUAGGACAGGUGCUGCUGUCGCUGGGAGACUUUGUUGCUGCUCGACGAUCCCUGAAAAAGGCCUUCAAACUGGGCUCCCAGCAGGCAGCUGAGAAGGAGACUGUGAAAAAGAAUCUCAAACAUGCGAUCCGCGGCUGCGCGCUGGAGGAGGGCCUGUCGGAGGUGUCGGAGGGUCGGCCGCAGGAGGCUGUGGGGCUGGCUGAGCAGCUGGGAGACCUGUGCUGUAAAGUGGGCUGCUUCAGCAAGGCCCUGGAGGCCUACAGCACACAGCUGUCCAGUGCAAUCUCUCUGGGGAAGCCUGAUAGGGAGUUGGCUGUGAUCCACGUGUCUCUGGCUGCAACUUACACUGACCUCCGGAAGCACGACAAGGCAAUACAGCAUUACAGACAGGAGCUGGCACUCAGAGAGGGCAACCCCCGGGAGGAAUGCGAGACCUGGUUGAACAUCGCUGCGUCUCUGGAGGAGAGCGCCCACGGGCUGGAGGAGCUGGAGCCCUGCUACAGCGCCGCCCUGCAGUGUGCGCAGAGAGCCGAGCAGCCCCGACUACAGUAUCGAGUGCUGAAGCAGCUGCUGUGUGCCCAGCAGCGGGCGGGCUCCUCCCGCGCAGACGGCACAGCCUCUCGGCUGCAGGAGCUGUGUGGCGCAGGGGAGUGGAGUGGUGGCGAGAGCGAGGAAGAGCUGGAGGGGGAGGAGAACAGUGAACCCCUGGAGGAAAGCGACCUGGAGCUGUCUGACUCAGAUGACGAGGAUCUUGAGGGAUAUGACAAGAUGGUCACUGGCAGGAGAAAGACUAGUCGGUGGAACCGCCGCAAUGAGAAGGGUGAAACCCCACUGCACCGGGCCUGUAUCGAUGGCAACCUGAAGCAGGUCCAGUAUCUGGUGGAGCAGGGUCACCCUGUGAACCCCAGGGAUUAUUGUGGGUGGACUCCCCUUCAUGAGGCCUGUAACCAUGGACAUCUAGAGAUUGUGCGCCUCCUCCUGGAGAGGGGUGCCAAUGUGAAUGACCCCGGUGGUCCGAUGUGCGAGGGCAUCACUCCACUGCACGAUGCGCUUGGCUGUGGGCACUUUCUCGUGGCCAGGCUGCUGGUGGAGAAGGGGGCAUCUGUGAAUGCCAGGAACACUAAGGGUGAGACCCCCCAGGACGGCCUGCGGCACUGGCUAAAGAUGUACAGCAAACACCUGGACCAGGAGACACGGCAGGACUGUGUCGACAUGGAGAGAUUGUUGAAGAGCGCAUCUGUUAGGGGAGUGUUGGUCCCCAAAGCCGCGGUGCUGCAGGACUCUGAGCUGUUUGACGCCGAGAACUCAGAGCCACUGGUCUCCUCCGGGGGGCGCUGUUCUCAGACUGCUCAGCCCACAAGGGACAGCGGGCGCAGCCCUGGCAGAGCAGGUGACUUCAGUGACCUGGGAGCAGGCCACCACAGGGGCACCCGGCGAUAUUCCAGCAGCAGUGUGUGGCCGAGAGGCGGAGAGGAUGAGUGGGAAAGUGACACUGUACCGUCUCAGCGUGUCUCGCCGCAGAGCAGCCCCUCACGCAGCGAGAUCGACUCGGACUCCUCCGUGAGCCCCCUCCGCCCUGUCUGCCCCCGCCUCCGCCUCCCAGCCUCCCCCGUGCCCACUGAAGAGGUCCUGUCGGCAACAGGGAGGGAGGCAGAAGCUCCUGCUUUCAGUGGGAGGGAAGAGUACCAGAGAGCCAUGAGGGGCCUGGGCAGUGCCAAGUCCCGUCUUUUAAGUCAGGGCCUAUCAGAACAGGAACUUAGUACCAGUGCAGCGGUGUCAGUCAAUGGCAGGUCUGCGCUUGUGCGGGAAGAGGAGUACGUGGAUGAUGAUUGGCUGGAAGAUGAUAUUGGUGCGGCUCAACCCAGGAAGAGGAGACGAGUUGGUUCUGAACAAGAAAUGAGAAGGGAAACUCCAAGUGCCCGCUCAGAGACUAGGGGGCAGAACAACUCUUCUGCAGCACCAGAAGUUGUUCCCAAAGUUCCCAGCGGGGCCAGCAGGGGUCUCUCUCUGAGGCGUGGCGGCUCUCGCGUGCGGCAGGUGAAGAUGACUCAGCUGUCGGGCAUGGUGGUGCUGGGCAGGCGGGACACCAGCCGACCCCAGAGCCCCGUGCACGAACCUCCCACUUGGCCCAGCCAGCCCAGUCUGACCACACAGUCCCCCAACACGCAGUCUGGAAGUCUUCUACAGCCUGUAGCUGCUCCUCUUCCUUUACCAAUCAGAGUGAGGGUCAGAGUUCAGGAUAAUGUCUUCCUCAUACCUAUUCCUCACAGCGAGGCGGAGUCCUGCACAGUGUCCUGGCUGUGUGAGCAGGCGGCCCAGCGGUAUUAUCAGGCCUGUGGCCUACAGCCUCGGCUCUCUCUGCAGAAGGAGGGAGCCCUACUUGCCCCCCAGGACCUGUUGCUGACUGUACUGCACAGCAACGAAGAGGUGCUGGCAGAGGUGACCUCCUGGGACCUGCCUCCCCUUCUGGAGCGCUACAGGAAAGCCUGCCAGAGUCUGGCUGUAGAUGAGAACAAACGGGUGUGUCGGCUCUGUGAAGUCCAGGAUGGCAGCCCCACUCUCUCAGUGUCCGGGCUCAGUCUUUCUCCUCUCGCUCUGACUCCCUUGUUGCGCUGCUUGAAACUGCAGUCGUGCCUCAAGGAGCUCCGUCUCUCGGGCAACCGCCUCCGUGAUGACCUCAUGGCUGAGCUUGUUGCCACGGCAACCACCUUGCCCAAUCUUCACAUUUUAGACCUUUCUGCCAAUCACAUUACAGGGGAGGGGCUUAAGAAGGCCUCUGCUACACUGGAUGGGCGGAGCCAACCUGCAUUCCCGUGUCUGGAGGAGCUGGACCUCAGUGUCAACCCUCUAGGAGAUGGGGUCUCUCAAGCCUUGUCUUGUCUGCUGUCAGCCUGCCCCCUGCUGGCCACUCUCAAACUGCAAGGCUGUGGGCUGAGUACCCGCUUUCUGCAGCAACACCGCCUCCUGCUGGCCAGCUCUCUGUCAGGCACAGGACAUCUGAAGUCUGUGUGUCUCUCCCACAAUUCCCUGGGCUCCAUAGGAAUGGAGCUGGUUCUGAAGACACUACCUCUUCAUUCGCUCACACACCUUGACCUGUCUGCAAUCCGCAGAGGGCCUGCAGACUCUCCCAGUACAGAGCACCUGGCAGCCCACUUGUCUCAGGAAGGCUGCUCUUUGAUACACCUCAGCUUGGCUGGGAAUGGACUCAAGGACUCUGACCUCGCUGCCCUGGCCAGGUGCCUUACUGUGUGUCCCACCCUGGUGUCUCUGGACCUCUCAGGAAAUCCUGGAGUUACGGCAGCCGGACUGGAGACGCUACUGUCUGCGCUCCGCGAAUCCCAGCGCCCUUUGCGCUUCCUCAACUUGGCAGGCUGUCUUGUGUCCGGCCCAUGGGAUAGCACAAGCAUCAACAACUUGUCUGCUUGUGUCUGGGAGCUGCGUCUGUGCUCCCAGCGCCUCAACAAGCUGGACCGGGAGGAACUGCUGCGCAGAUGGAGCGAAGGGGCCGAACGUAGCCUGGUGUCCCGGCUCAGCAAGUGUUUCAUCAGAGCUGCCGCACCCCUGGGAGACCCAAUGACACUGCCUGGGCCUUGACCACAGCCAAGAAGAAGAUUUUCAGUUUUACCAGCUGACUUUCUUUUUGAUAGCUGUAUACUGCUGGGGCAGCAUGUGUUUAAUCUUCAUCUGUCUAGACAAAUUGCACAGACAAAAGCACUUUGUCACAGCCUCGGUGUCAAUGUGCCUCCCUGAAGCCACAGGCAUCAAACUGUUCUCAGGCCGUUUCUGUAUGCACAUCUCACCUAUGGGUCUGUGUUGGUGUGGAGCCAUUUUAUAGAUGAAAAAUCAUUUGCUUGUAAAAAAUUCUGUAUUAAAAUAACAUUUGCCUUUUG